CGGUUUCCCUGGCGAUAGCGAAACCGUUAUUCGGAAGCCAUUCGAUAGGCUUUUCGGGUGUGCGUGUGCGUGGUCUGGUGGGCAGUGGGCAGGCUCCUUGAAGAAUGGGUUUGAUUUGCAAGUGUUGCGUUUUUUUCGGUCUUGGAUCGAUUGCGUAUUUUGUGCGGUGGUAUUACAUCGGCCGACUCUACGAAAACAAGCGAAAGUUCCAGAACGGUGAACUAAUCGUGCUGACCGGAGCGAACUCGGGCAUCGGUUGGGCGACACUGCUCGAGCUGGCCGACCGUGGCUGUCAUCUGGCGCUAGGUGUGCGCUGCCCAACAGUCGGCCAAACAAUCCGCGACCGGGUGCUGCAUCAGUGUCCGUGCGCAACGAUUGACACGUUCGUGCUGAAACUCGAAUCCCUUGCCAGUGUGGUAGAAUUCAGUGAAAACGUUCGCAACCUCAACAAACCGCUGUACGCGCUGAUCAAUAACGCGGGCGUGUUUUACGUACCGCCCAGUGUCACCGAGGACAAGCUAGAGUAUCUGUACCAGGUGAACUAUUUGGCGCACUUCCUGCUGACUCUGCGCCUACUGCCCGCCCUCAAGCAGCAUCCGUCCGAUAGUCGCAUCGUGAACGUGGUUUCGCAAGCCCACCGCUCGGUGGCGGAAAUACCGCCGAACGACCGCUUCGGUGGCCCACCGUACCCCGACACAGCGACCAAUCGGUUCCGGGCGUACGCGUACAGCAAGUUUUGCUUGGUGCAGUUCUCCUACCGCUUGUCGCAGCUGCUCGCCGCCAGCAGCACGAACAUCCCCACCGUACACUGCAUCGAUCCGGGCAACGUGGAAACCCCAAUCUAUCGUCACUUCCCACUGCUGGCGAAUCGGGCCCUUUUCUGGCUUCAAAAGCCGCUGCGGAUUUUGCUCAUCAAAACGCCACACGAAGGAGCUCAGGGCAUCCUGUACGCGGUACUGUCGGAAAAGAAGCCACCCUUCUACGUGCGACGGUUCUGGGGCCGCGAGUCGAGCGAUUACGACGAAAUCAAUCCACUGGUGCGCAAGGAAGCGCUCGCCGACACGCUAUGGAAACGGAGCCGGCAACAGUGCAGCCACCAUCUGCUGGAGAUGACGAAACCAUCCGAGCUGAGCCGUUGCCUGGUAACGAUAAGCGAAGUGAGCAAUGUUGAAGCACACGAGUCAUCCUACCUUGGCGGAGGAUCCAUCGAAGAACUUUGGAUCACCAUGGGGACUGCCCUGACACCGGUCGAUUGCUAUGUGGAGCUUCUGCUGCAGCAAAUGUUAACGAACGAGCAAAGCAAAUGUACGAUCAGCAGUGCCAAACGCGGUGACGUCACGUUCACCAUGAAGCUGGUGCGCAUCGAGGGACAAAAAUAUUACUACCAACUCACCGUCCCCGAAACGCUCGCGCUGGCCAAACAGUACAAAGAGAAUGGCGUGAAAAUGUUCUCCAAAUACCCGUUGUUUGCGCACGCCUACUUCAACCAGGCGGCCAAGUGUUUGCUGUCCUGGUCACCGAUCGAUCAGCUCGACCCGGCCAUCGAAGGGGCCGGUACGAUCGAGGAAAUGCAGUCCCUGCUCGAAACGCUGUACCUUAACAUUGCGGCAUGCCUGAUCAAGCAGAACCGCUUCGACGAAGUGCUGCACGUGCUUCGCUACACCGAUCAGCAGGAACAUCCCUCCCCGAAGGCAACAUAUCGGAAGGCGUUGGCACAGUUUAAGGUGAAACGGUUUACCGAAGCGCUCGCCACACUCGAGCGGAUCGAUUACGCCAGCAGCAAGGAGUGUGUCGCGUUGCACGCGCAGAUCAUUCAAACGCGCCAGCAAGAGGACAGCAAAUACAGCUCAAUGUGGUUCCGGACAGCGACCAAGACAGCAUUCAGCAAGAAGUACCUACUGCUCACGAAUGUCGCGAUAUCGGUCAGCCUAUCCGGGGUGGGUGAUAUAAUCGAGCAGCACUAUGAGAUCUACAGUGGCGAGCUGGCGGCGUGGGACCGCCGGCGGACCCGCUUCAUGUCCAUCUCCGGCAUGACGGUCGGUGUGUUCUGCCACGGGUGGUACAACUUCAUGGAUCGCCGGUUCCCCGGCCGCACGAUUGGGCUGGUCCUGAAGAAGGUGCUGAUCGAUCAAACGGUCGCUUCGCCGAUUGUGAUAUUCCUGUUCUUCGCCACGCUGGCAGUGCUGAAGCGCUCCUCGUGGGAGGAAAUGCGCGGCGAGAUACGGGACAAGUUCAUCCGCCUGUACACGGCCGAGUGGGUCGUGUGGCCGCCGGCCCAAAUCGUCAACUUUUACUUCCUGCCGACGAAGUAUCGCGUGCUGUACGAUAACACCAUCUCCCUCGGUUGCGUAAAACUAUUUACUAGCCGCUCGCUUAUCGGGUUGUAUCUCGCACAGCACGAGAAUAAUCGUGUACUGUUAGCAAAUCCUUCGAGUUCGCCAAGCGCCAUCAUGGUUGUGGGAGCGUUUCCGGCCGCCAAGCUUGGCGUGCUGGCCAUGAAACAGAUCUCCAAACCGAUCGCCAAUCUGCUCAAGGAGCGGGCCAAAAACAGUCCCUUCUUUCGGAAGUACGUUUGCAUGCCGCCGGCACAGUUUUACAACUGGAUGGAGGUGAAGACGAAAAUGUGGGCACUCAAUCUCGGCAAACCCACCACCGUGCCCGUCCUGAACGAAGCAAUGGCCAUCGAUCUGGGCGCGAACUUGCUGGGCGAAAUCGUCAUCUUUACCAUCGGUGCCGGUUUACUUCUGCUGGAGUAUCAAAGGCAAGCACGAAAGGAAGCGAUGAAGGAGGAGAUGGCACUGCAGGAAAAGCUAGAGCUGCAGGCCACUAUUAACGAUCUGAACUUCCAAAUCCAACGAUUGGAUACACAGCUGCGUGAAGUGGCGCGAGUCACUGCGGAUCUGGAAUCGAAAUCAUCUUGGAAACCCAAAAUACUGGACGAGCUACCGUUCACGACGAAGAAAAACAAGCACGAGCAGCCCCUGUACAUCCCUGCCACACCCGAACGGAAGGAUGCUUCCAACGCGGCCAGUGGUAAUAGAGGUGUCAUAUCCAAUGCGUUGGAGAUUAUCGAUAAUGAAGUUUUUUAUAGGGACAGCUCAGCAGACGGAGCCGAAGAGGAACACACAGACCAACGCCGGCAAGGCAUAGUCACACGUAGCUUAAAUUACCUUCUCAAAGUCAACACUAGACCCUCGAACGGCAUCGACAGGGAAGGAUAGAGACACGCUUUCGGUGUAAGCCGGUUCAAAGACAUUGGUUCUAGCUAGCGUACCACAGACGCGUAUCUCUUUUAUAUCGCUUAUAACAAUUUAUUUUUAAUUUAUAAUAGUUUAACAAGCAUGACGCAACGUCCCUCGAUCAAGCAGACGUCGUGCAGGUUGUAAACAUCAGGCAUGUAAAACAUGCAAAGCAAGCAAAUGCAUAGAUAUGAUAUAAUGUGAGAUAAAGAAGCAUCAAAAGUCCGCUCGCAAUCAAUUGUUAGAGUUAGAGCAUCGUUAAUUGCAUUUUACCUGUACUUACUCCUGUACCGGCUGUUUGGUUUGCUUAGUUGCAUUGUUCCUUCGGGUCCCGAUUUCCUUUCUCUCUGUGUGAAUGAUUGUAAAUAAGGGAUUUCUAAGCGAUUGGUUACUAUCAUUUGAAUAUCAGAUUUCGUAAAGCACAAUUCAAUUACGGUGUUACAUCAAAGAGAAUCAGCAACCAGUAAGAUAGAUUGCUUUCGUUCCUUGUUCCCUUUCCCUAAGGAAAGCAGGUUAAACAGGGCGAUGAACCAUUCGGCAAAAUUGGCCAUGCCAUUCCUUGCUUACUGGCCGCUGUCGAAUUUCAGUCGAAUGAAGCGGCUGCUCCGGCUGAUGGUGCCAAUGCCGAUCGUUGUGUUCCGCGAGAGUUACAGAAGCCAAACAUGAAGACUCGUCAACGUACAAUGCUGUGAUGGUGUCGUCGUCACACCGUCGUGUAAAUAAUUGAUUGUGAGUGCGGAGUAGCAAAAGCAGCAAAUAAAUGAAGGAAUAAACAACAACGAAAUAUUAA
Messenger RNA from Anopheles coluzzii, 4029 nucleotides. RefSeq lists its product as uncharacterized. Gene Ontology annotation, molecular function: protein binding. The record is from RefSeq and is a predicted model, not a curated record. NCBI's taxonomy places the organism in Eukaryota, Metazoa, Arthropoda, Insecta, Diptera, Culicidae. The coding region runs from base 105 to 3221 and encodes 1038 amino acids. Gene Ontology annotation, cellular component: membrane. The transcript is spliced from 7 exons.